Striga asiatica is the source of this 630-nucleotide messenger RNA. The record is from the annotation of a GenBank genome assembly. NCBI's taxonomy places the organism in Eukaryota, Viridiplantae, Streptophyta, Magnoliopsida, Lamiales, Orobanchaceae.
CCUCAAAUGGAGGAAAUUAAAUGGAUUAAGCAUUAUAGCAGUAAUCACAAGAUAUUGCUGGUGGGCGAAGGAGAUUUCUCUUUUGCGGCAUCAUUAGCCUCUGCAUUCGGCAAUGCUUCUAAUAUGACUGCAACGUCUCUCGACUCUGAGGUGAUGUUGGAGAUAAAGCAUCCCACUGCAGCAGCAAACCUGGGUUUACUUAAAAGCAAGGGUUGUACCAUAAUUCAUGAAGUGAAUGCUUGUACCAUGAGCCGACACCCUCAACUCGAACACAUGGAAUUCGAUAGAAUCGUGUUCAACUUUCCUCAUGCUGGUUACACUAAUUACUCUGAACACAACUAUAUCCAAAUAUGUCUGCACAAGGAGGUGGUUCGGGGUUUCUUUAAGAGUGCGUACCAAAUGGUGAGUGCGGUAGGUGAGGUUCACGUGACGCACAAGACAGCUUACCCAUUCUCAGCGUGGGAGAUAAAAAAAUUAGCAGAAGGAGCAGAAUUUAAAUUAAUCGAAGAAGUGAAGUUUCACAUCUACGAAUACCGUGGCUACCAGAACAAGAGAGGUGAUGGAGACCGGAGCAACUCUACUUUUCCUAUAGGAGAAUGUUCGACUUUCAAAUUCGCCAAGUACUAUUGA